AUGGAUCUGGAUGAAUUUUCCGACGACGGACUCGACGACCUUCCCGAGAACGCCCUCCGCGAGAUUGAAAACCAGGCCAUCCAGUUCACCCAGGCACAAGCGCAGCUAACGCAGCAGCAACCACGGUCCUCCAUCGAUGCCCGGGCCCAACAAUCCGACUAUGGCUGGGAAGAAGACGACGACCUCGACACAGCCCAGGUCGUCAACGAUGCCGGCGUGCCCGUCGGCCGCCGCCCGGGCCUUCCCCAGGCGGCGCCCGCCGCGCCGAUGCCGGCCGCCAACCCCCCGCGCCGACCCAUCCCGCCGGUCCCGAAUCCGCAAUGGAACCCGACACUUGCGCAAAACGCCCGACCGAGCGCAUCCAUGGCGCAGCCACCACGCGGCGGCGGGGGCGCCGCCGCUGCCGCUGCCUCGCAGCGCUUCCACCCGACGCAGGUCGCCGCCGCCCCGUCCCUGACGCAGACCCAGCCCGGCGACGUGCUCUCGGCGCUGCAGAUCCGGAUCCGCGCGCUCGAGUACGACCUCAACGCCUCGCGCGGCGAGGUGUCCAUUAUCCGCGCCAACGCCGUCAAGGCGCAGCGCGAGUUUGACGCGCAGCUCGGCCGGCUCAAGCGCGCCAACACGGACCAGCUCGACAGGCACAGCCGCGCCGUCGAGGCCGCCGUCGCCGCAGAGCGGUCGGCGCACACGGAGCUGCAGUUCCUCCAGCAGGACUUGAAGGAGGUCAGCGACCGCGCGCGGCGCAAGGACACGGGCGGCCCCGGGCCACCCGCGCCGGGGAGCAUCGCCACCACCCCGAAAAAGGCCGGCGGCAGGAGCUGGGGCCUCGCGGACGGCUUCGACGAGAUGGACGUCGCCGCGAGUCCGAGUAAGGGACGCGGAAGGGGCCGCGCGGCGGGCUCGGUUGCGGCCAAUGUGGGCGAGCGCACGCCGACAAAGGGCAAGCGGAAGAGGCCGGUCAUCGACAGCCCGGUGAUUCCUCUUGAGCUUGAUACGGCAGAUGUCAGCAUGGAUGACAUUAGACCAGAGCUGUCGCAAUCGUCACAGCAUCUGAGUAUAGUCUCGCCUCCCGCUGCACCGUACGAGUUUUUGCAGCUCAUCCUAGACCACGGGAGCUUUCAUCAACAGCCGCCUACCUUUGAUAUCCUCUCUCGCUUUUCCUUCCCGUCCGACACCACCUCGGCCUCGCUCGCCUCCAAGAUCUUUGAGCGCCUGCCGCUCAUGGGCAACCCGCACCGGUCCAUGCAGCUGGCCGUCGACUUUGCCGAGACCGUCAUCUCGCUCUGGGGCCGGUGCUUCGAGGAGCAGUACUGGGCGCCGAUCAAGUACCUGAUGCCGCUCCUGUCCUUUACCUUUCAGCUGCACGUCACAUCGGUGGCGCCGCUCGUGGCGCGCGGUCUGGUGCCCACGGCGCAGUCCACCAUCUGCCUCGUCGCGGACGCGCUGCAGUCCCGCCUGCCCGACGGCGGCUUCUCCAAGCAGCAGGAUUACAAGUACUAUGAGGAGCACAUUGAUACGGCAGAGGCCAUGUCGCUGCUGCACAUGUGCGCGCUUGCUUGCGCGACGUCGCCGGACGAGGGGCCUCAUGGGCCCGAGUAUGGAAUUUCGUCUUUUUGGAAGCUCAUGUCUCUCGACAUGGUCGUCAUCUUGCUGUCGCCAAAGCAGCGAUUCCACGACAUUGUCAACAUGCUGGACCUGUUAUCUACCUCGUCGUUACCAGAGUCAAUAGGUCCGAUAACGGAGGAAAAGGACGCGCAACUUGUCGCUCGCAUCAUCAUUGAGCGCGUCUCUGCAAGGCUCGUCGAGGGCCCGCGAUCACCGCACACGCAAGUCCAAAGAAAGACGGUGCGGGCAACCGCCCUCCGUACGCUCAUUGCUUUCGCGCGGUACCCAUUCGGCGCCUUGCAGCUCGCGAUCCACGACAACGCUCUCCCGCGACUGAUGACGUGCUUGAGCACGUCGAUUGACGAGCUCUACGACCAGCCCAUCUCGUCUGCGCUGCUCCCCGAACCGCCAGCACCCGCCGACGACGGCGUCUACACGGGUUCUCCCGCGGCGGGCAAGAUGGGCGACGCCAGCGCCACGCCCGAGCUGAGCCGCAUCAUCGCGCAGUGCGUGCUGCUCCUCCACGCGCUCGUCACGGAUCCGCACACGGCCGACGCCGCCGACCUGAGCCGCAAGCUCUCCGUCUUUCACGGCGGCAGCCAGCGCCAGCUCCUGGCGCUCGGCCGCUUGACGUUUGCGGAGGAGGACCUCAUCAUGGAAGCCGGCAUCGACAGCGAGAUUGUGGAAGCGGCGCAUGAACUACUGGAGCUCGCCGUGUCGCCUGACGAAGGCGAAGUCGUGAGCGGAGCAUUUGGACCAUGA
Messenger RNA from Cordyceps militaris CM01, 2367 nucleotides. Its product is annotated as DNA repair protein Rad26. The record is from RefSeq and is a predicted model, not a curated record. Bases 1 to 2367 code for a protein of 788 amino acids. The transcript is spliced from 2 exons. Lineage: Eukaryota; Fungi; Ascomycota; Sordariomycetes; Hypocreales; Cordycipitaceae.